CGUAAAAUCAAUUAAUUCUGCAUUAAUUAUCACAGUUGAAGUUUAUUAGUCAGUCCAUUCGAUCAUUAAUUAUAUAGAAUUUAAAAAAAAUUCAUUGCAAAAUUAACCUCCGAAAUGACAUUCAACCACGGUUCUUUUCCUCCUUCUGUGAAAUGUGAACAGAUUGUUUAUCAUUCGUGAGCAGAUAAAUUAAUUUUUUUACACGAAAACUAUUCUAAAGUUGUGUAAUUUUUAGGUUAGUAGCAGGAACCUUGAACAUCUUUUUUUCACUUAAGACUGAAAUAACAAAUUAUGGAGGAAUAUACAAGAGAACCUUGUCCAUGGAGGAUAGUUGAUGAUUGCGGCGGUGCUUUCUCAAUGGGAUUAAUUGGAGGCGGAGUUUUUCAGAGUAUAAAAGGUUUCAGAAAUGCUCCCUCUGGUAUCAACAGAAGACUCAUUGGUAGUUUAACAGCCAUCAAGCAAAGAUCCCCAAUCAUAGCAGGAAACUUUGCUGUUUGGGGUGGUAUGUUUUCAACUAUAGAUUGUGCGCUAAUCACUAUCAGAAAGAAAGAAGAUCCGUGGAAUUCAAUCAUAAGUGGAGCCGCCACAGGAGGAAUAUUAGCUGCCAGAAGUGGAUUACCAGCAAUGGCUGGAAGUGCAUUCAUUGGGGGUGUUCUCUUAGCGCUUAUCGAGGGUGUGGGAAUAUUAUUCACAAGAUUAUCAGCAGAACAGUUUCAACCACAGGCACCUAUACUGGAAGAUCCCUCAGUGUUGGGAAUUAGUGAACAAGAAAGAAUGUAGUAAAUUCACAAAUAAAUUACUAUUAAAUAUAAUAUUGAUAGAUGUAUUUUGAUCUUUUAAUAGAUUGAUAUACUGUUAGGUUGUUCUCAUUGUAUUUAUAUAACAUAAUACAACCACCUCACAAGGGGCACUGUUACUGUGAUCUCCGUUUAUUUUUUAUUUACCUCAUGAAGCUCAGUUGAAAUAGACGUUGUUGAUCUU
This is a messenger RNA of Coccinella septempunctata (seven-spotted ladybird), 981 nucleotides long. RefSeq names its product mitochondrial import inner membrane translocase subunit Tim17-B. The record is from RefSeq and is a predicted model, not a curated record. The coding region runs from base 292 to 780 and encodes 162 amino acids. The transcript is spliced from 4 exons. Gene Ontology annotation, cellular component: TIM23 mitochondrial import inner membrane translocase complex; mitochondrial inner membrane. Gene Ontology annotation, biological process: protein import into mitochondrial matrix. NCBI's taxonomy places the organism in Eukaryota, Metazoa, Arthropoda, Insecta, Coleoptera, Coccinellidae. Gene Ontology annotation, molecular function: transmembrane protein transporter activity.